AUGUACGACCAGGACAAUCAAGCACUUGCACACGUUGUCGCUCAAACAAAGGGCAACAUCGCUCUCCUUGUGUCCCUUCAAAAGCUAUCUCAGUACGACGCCGACGUGUUUCUUGCCAAAUUACCACCUGCUGCGGAUCAGAAUGCGAGCCUCCAGUCAGCUUUAACAAGGCCUGUGCCACCCCCACCACUGCCUCCUCAUCCUCGAGGAUCGACACCACCUAUUAAAUUCAAGGCGAAGGCGUUAUGGAGCUGGAACGAGAGCGGCAAGGAACCCAACGAUCUCACCUUUACCUCGGGAAGCGUCAUAGAGGUUAUCGAGGACACAAACAACGAUUGGUGGAAAGGCCGAUACAACGGGAGAGAAGGCCUCUUCCCUUCGAGCUACGUUGAGAAGUUGCCCCCAGAUGGUCCUGCUUUUCGAGACAACGGAUUCAAACAAGGCCCACCCCCUAUGCACUUUCCGAAUGCACCUCCAUACGGUGCCCCGCCUCCACAACGGUAUCCGCCACCUCAACAAAACUACUACGGCCCUCCACCUCCUCAAGGCCCGCCUCCCGGUGCACAGUACCCGCCGUACUCUGGCCCGCCCCCGCCAGCACCUGCCCAGCCUGCCGUUGCUAAUGCGGAGCCGCCUAAGAAAGAGGGUUUCCUUAGCGGUGGCUUAGGAAACACUCUUGCGCACUCCGCUGUGGGCGGUGCUGGAUUCGGAGCCGGUUCCGCGCUCGCUGGAGGGCUUGUCAAUUCCAUUUUCUAA
Messenger RNA from Cyclocybe aegerita, 756 nucleotides. Lineage: Eukaryota; Fungi; Basidiomycota; Agaricomycetes; Agaricales; Hemipholiotaceae. The record is from the annotation of a GenBank genome assembly.